Molecule: messenger RNA, 3388 nt
Organism: Paramisgurnus dabryanus
Lineage: Eukaryota; Metazoa; Chordata; Actinopteri; Cypriniformes; Cobitidae
Biological process (GO): cell adhesion
Cellular component (GO): membrane
Source: RefSeq, a predicted model, not a curated record
GACACACACACAGAGAGAGAGAGAGAGUAACACCACAUGUUGCAGGACUGCUCAGACUUGGAAAAACACUCGCUCAGGAUGGUGACACAAAGGAUGAGAAAAUGCCCAAAAAUGUUGUCCGGUGCUUUUAUGGUCUGCAUUUUUGCUGUGGUCUUUCAAGGUGUGCUUUGUGAAUUUGGGGUCGACAAGGAGGAGAUCAUGCGUUUUUUUUCCCGUGGGGAUGGUGAUCUAACCUUUCCAACAGCAAACAGUAAAGACGGAGGUGGUUUUGAUGUCCAAGUGAUUGGCUUUGACAACUUAUUCCCUUCAUCUGAGUCAUGGACCACAGAAACAACCACGGUUGAGAUGAGUGUGUCCACCCAGGCAACGGAGUCCACCACAUACGAGCAGAGCACACAGAUCCCUGAUCAGCCCAACUCAGACUUACCUAAAAACAGCAUGGUCACAUCAAACGAACAUGUGGUGUGUGUGGAUAAAAUACCGGCAGAGAGAUACAAACACAAUGUUGAGCUGAAACUAAAGUCUCCCUCCACAUGUGAAGAGACUAAAGCCAAGAUUCAGAGUGUUCUGGAACAUCUCUGCGGUGAAGACUGCAAACUGGAAAUCUACCAGGAAGACAACACUGAUAAGAUCACAGUUUAUGGAGACAUUAUCGAAGCUAACCCCAAAGAAAUGGCUGACAAAUUCAACAACGACAACAUUCUGGAUAAGGUUGAAGUAGAAGAGGCAGUGUCUCGUACGAGUCAGCGCUCUAAAGAUGUGUUCGUCUCAGUGUUGAUAGCUGGUUUGCUUUUGGCUGCUUUGCUAAUUGCUGGUUACAUUCUAAAGACUCGACAAGAAGAGCCGAAAGGGCUUCGACUGGCUGAGGAGUCCUAUCCUGUGGAUCAACAGUCCCAAGGCAACACAUUGCUGUCUGAUGCCCCCCUCCCUCAACAGGAGCCUUUGGACAAACCAGUCAUCAAUGGAGAAUCACCAGAAUCUGCACCCACCAAUGGACAUUCUGCCACACAGACACAGGUGGCCGAUACGCCAAUGUAAGAGGCUCGGCGAUAUCGUCAAUUCAACAACCAACAAAGAGAUGACAAUCAUAAACGGUUAUUGUAAACAACAAACGCAGGCUAUCUAGACAUUAUACAGAUUUUUGUAAAUCUAUGAAUAUUAUGGUGAUAAAAAUGAUACUGGAAAUGAUGCUGAGAGACUGAACAAUAAAGAUGACAACUGCGAUUUUAUCUUUUGUGCAAGAGACAAAGAAAAACAAUCUGCUCUGACUAAAGCUAUAAUGUUCGGUGCUGAUCGCAAACAUGCAUAUUUACAGAUGCUUUGACACAGCUUUUCUAUGCAGAAAAUGAAAAAUAUAUAUUUUUUAAUGAUUUGCAUAUGUGCACAUUUCGUGUCCAAAGUCGUAAUUUUUUUCUGCUUUUUUCAAAUGCUUGAAUUAUUUUAAUAAAUUUGGUACUCAUUGUUAUGAUGCCAUAACAAUAUAAUAUUUUCUAUAAAAAGCGUCUUAAAUAGCAGAAAACAGAAUUGACCGAUUCAGACAACAGGAACUCAUGGAUUUCAGCUAUAUAAGACACUUUUUAAAGAAAAUAUUGUUAGGGCCUAUAAAAUCUUAUGAUCCAUGACGAUGAACACCACAUCAUUAAAAUAAUUAAACAUGUAACAAUUUGAAAAAAGCAGAUAAUGAAUAAUGACUUUGGACACCAAAUGUAUACCUGGAAUUACAUAAUCACCCAUAUGUUUGAAUAAGGAUAUGCAUCCGCUUGUAAAAUCUGCAUCAUGCACCGCUUUCAGGUCCAACCGAUCUCAUAUGCCAUAGGGAAUAACAGAAAAAAAUACACUAAUAUACACUCGUAUCAUAAUGCAAAACGACCAAAACCCCCCGAUCCUAAUUUUUAUCUCAACAACAAAUCCGAGAUGACCAACCAUGGACUAAUGGAAUUGGAUUUUUUUAAGAAUUUUUGAUAUAUUGCUGUUUGUGAUUCAUACACUGUGUGUUUAUAAAAUUUUUGUGAUUUAAAUAAAUAGUGCUCAUAAACAUUUGUUUAAAUUGUAUCCUCUAAAUAAAAAGAGUUGAGGCUUGGACCCAGAAACAGUAUUCCUUAUGUCAUUACUUAACAAAGCCGACUGUCUUGUGCCUACAUGGUAUGUGGUACAGGGUACAGUAGUUGUAAAUAAGUAUAAUUGUACUUUUUUAAGUACUUUAGAACAUAAAUAUGAUUAUUUACUGUACAUGCAGCAACAAAUAAGGCUGAGUUCAGCAGCUUCGGGUUUCUCUGACAAGUCAUAUUUUUCUCUUUGGUUCAUGUAGGCAUUUUUCUACUUGCUACCUAGAUUGAUUUCAGCAAUGUUCAGGAACUUUUAUGUAGAUUUUGCUAUAAAUUAUGCAUUUGGCAUAUGCUGUAAGCCAAACCUAGUUUUUCAUCAAUUUUAAGUGUGCUUCUUUUAUGUCUCUGAGAACCUAUCAAUUUGUUAUUUUUAGCAUUGUGCUCUACAAGUUGAGCUACAGGAACUGGGUAAACAAAAAAUUAUCAUUUUGGUUAAAUUAACAUAAACACAAGCACUGCUAAUAUGCUUAAAGGUGCAGUGUGUACAUUUUAGCGGCAUCUAGUGGUGAGGUCACGAAUUGCAACCAAUGGCUUAGUCGACUGCUCACCCCUCGCUUUUAGAGAAGCUACGGUAGCCGCCACCAGACAAACAUGUCAUCGUCGGAGACAACUUGUCCGUUAAGGGCUUCUGUAGAAAUAUGGCGGCACAAAAUGGUGACUUCUAUGUAAGGGGACCCUCAGUGUAUGUAGAUAAAUGGGUCUCGUUCUAAGGUAAUAAACCCAUACCGGUUCAUUAUGAAAGGUCUUUAUACACCCCUGAUAAUAUAGUUUUGUAUAUCAUUUUGCAUUUCCGUCAAGAGAUCCUUCUAAAAAUUACACACUGCACCUUUAAAUAUCAGAUAUAUCCGGUGUAUCUUAAAAUAAUUGUAAUAAUUGGUCAAUAUCUCCCUUAAAGUGUGCCAUCAUGAAAUUGAACAUGGUCCUUGAAAUAUUUUACCUAUACAGUUUUUUGUUAUUGCCUAUAUUUUUAUACAAAGUAAGUAUAUUUUGUUUUAUACCUUUCCGGUGUUGGCGUGUAAUCUAGACAUUUAGGUACUAAUUGGGAGAAAUAAAGGCAAGCAUCUGUAGGAUUGUUUUUUUGUGCAUGUGUAUAGUGUAUGUUCAAGAGCGAGUGAUUAUAUCCUUUUAUUUGAUGCUGUUUUCUUUCAUGUAUGUGGAAAAGCCAAAUUCCAGCAAUAGAAUAAAAACAAUUUCCAUAUGUUGACUAUUUGUGUUGAUGAGAGUGGUCAGUAUAAUAGAUGUUUACUGUUAUAACAAGUGACAAUAAAAGCCUCUAAAUUGUU